Messenger RNA from Pocillopora meandrina, 3226 nucleotides. The record is from the annotation of a GenBank genome assembly. NCBI's taxonomy places the organism in Eukaryota, Metazoa, Cnidaria, Anthozoa, Scleractinia, Pocilloporidae.
GGACAAGUACUGUGAACACGUAGUAGUACGUAAGUCAUUAAUCGAACUUUUCAGCUUGAGGCAGGACAAUUUUUCAACUGUCGGGGAAAACAUGGAUGUAGUCUCUGCAGUGGUAAAGUACAAUCAACAAACGUUAGGAAGGGAUAAACUGUGUCGGUAAGUGAGAAUCAAGCGAAGUUGUAACUACUUUACGUGUACCAGUUACAUAUGGAAUAAUAAAUUAUACAAUUUUGGUGUUUUUUAUCGAUAAAAUAUUUUCUCCGUCGUAGAUUGAAACGAAUUUUGGUAUUUAGAAAUGUCGAAUUAUAUUGAUAUAUUAAAUUUUUAAUGAAUUCAGUAAAUCUGUGUUUUGGUAAGCCAUAGUACAUAAGGGAAAUUAUUUGCGAUCGCUAUGGCCAUUAAUAAACACGUGGUAUAAUUUGAAGCAGUGUCAUUGUAUUGACGUCAAACAUACGUACAAAUGUUGGCACUUAUUUCACGGUGGAGCAAUUCUCUUGCAUAGUUUUUUAUACCACCCAUGCACGAGAUAAAUUCUAGUGUUUCAUUUACGUAUGUCUGUCAUGGGAUAAUAAUCUAUUUGUUUUGAACAAUCAUGUGUUGAUGAGAACGAACAUUGAGGGGGUCGCGUUAUUCAAAGUCAUGCAAUCUUUUUGUCAUUAGAGCAUGACAGCAACAUAUCACUCUGAAUUUGCUCUCCUUCAAAGCGAAUACUAGCGAUAAAUAUAAUUUGAUUUCUUCAAUAAAAUCUGUGGCGAUUUCAAAAGAUCACAUCAUGUGUACAGGCAUUGACAGAUAUAAGUUAUAUGACUGACCAUUCUUUGUGUAAAUUGUACAAGAAGUAAAGUUUUCUUGGGCAUCGCAUCGCUGUUAUUAUAGUUAUAUUUUUUUGUGUGCAGCCAGAUAACUCUUUAACAAGCGUCCUAUUCCAUUUUCUGAUUAUCUGUCGAGUCAUCUGAUGUUCUCUUCUGCCUUUAUAACUAUUGUGCAAUGCCACACGUGGAUUUAGAUUAAUUAUGCAGUAUUAAUAUUUGGUAAUAUUGUAAAGUUGUCAUGAACACGUAUCCAAGAAAACACAUCAUAGGUGAAAGUGAUUGGUAACCACUACAGCCCACCACAAGUCAAAGUCCAUAUAUCCACAAAAAACAUUAUUGAACCCCUUCUUUUGAAUAAAUAGUCAAUAAAAUAUUUGAUCUCUGUCAGUUUACUUUUUGGUUUUUGUCACCAGGAUUAACAUUUUGUUUUAGAAAUAAAUGUGUUAGUUCUCAUUCUUUAUUUUUGUUUUAAGUUCAGAUGUUGCUUUUGAUUAAAAAAAAUGUUAAUUCUUGCCAAAUGUGCUUGAGAAACCAAAAUCAUUUUGAUUAGUACUUGUGAAUUUCUUGUCAUUAGGAUCAUCCAGUAUGCCUCAAGGUUGUCCAGUUAUCUUCUUCAACAAGGUGGCGCAAGUGUUGAUUGGGUGAAUAGGGCAAAAACACUUGAUAAACAGACAAGCACCUCAAGGAAAUGUAAGGAGUUUUUUAAGAUGAGAUUAAUUGAUAUUAGGGUUUUAGUCAACCAGAGACUGCUUGAACUUUGUACAGGUCUACAGGGGGGCUUUCCUUUUCAAAUUUAGUAGCAAAAGAGAAAAUUUGAACUGGCAGAGAACAUGGGCAGCAAUCCAUUCAACAUCCAUUUCUUUCAUAAUAUCCCUUCAAACAAGGAAGUUUUCAUUUUGACCAUUACUGCAAAAAGAUUCACAGGUGACAAAUAAUGCCAAUUAGAAGCCAAAAUUUAAAAAUUUUUUUAUGUCAUAUAGUUUUUCCUGUUUACCAUGACUUUGAAAAUCAGAAAAACACUGAUGUCACUUGUACAAUUUCUUUUUCAGUAUUUAGGUUGGGAAAGAGUUUGGACAUGAUAAUUGGUGCGAUUAGAGCUAAGGACAUCCAUCAUGACAACAUUCUGAAGGUCCUGAUCAUCUGCCGACGAGCUACAUUAGCCCUGUAUUAUAUCAUUGAUCACAUAACUUGGGCUGCAAGAUUGGGACUCUAUAAAGCUACCCCAAAGGAUUGGUCCAAGUUUCAGGCAAAAUUCUGGGCCAUUGCUCUUGUGUUUGGCCUUCUCAGAAACCUGUAUGAGAUCUUGAACCUAAUUUUUGUUCCAAUUAAGAAACAUGAUGGUGGAGAAGAAAGCAAUUCACAAGGAAGUUCUGUUACAUCCCGGCUGAUGACCCGUCCCCAACUUUUUCUUGACACAGUCAAGAAUUCAGCUGAUUUCCUGUUGCCUUUCAAUGUUAUGGGUGUAAUUGAGUUGAAUGUUGGUUUGGCUGGGUUACUGGGAUUAAUUUCAUCAAUUGCAGGUGCAAUACCUGUUUGGAAUCCUAACAUGAAAUUGAAACCUUCUUAGAGAUGCAAUUGGAUGAUUUGAUGUAGUGUACUUGUGAUCAAGGCUGACAACUGGCUACACUAUAGAACUCUUAAUUUUAUCAAGGGGGAAUUUUUUGUGCUAUUACACUGUUAUCAGUGAGUGCAGUGCAUUUAGUUGCAGUGUUAGAGAGGCAACCUUUCUUAAGGAAAUAGUUGUCAUUAUACUCUAUACCGCUGUAUUUUAAUAUGUAUAAUUUAAUUUGUGCCAUUAAUAUUAGUGAAUACAGAAUUUGUUUGAAGUGACCCAUGCCUAGCAGCACAACUCUAUCAUGUAGCUGAAAUAAUUUUUCCGAUGAGAUGGUCAGUGACUUGAAGAAAUUACUGAUUUAUUCUUUUUUACCCUUAAGAAUAGGCCAAUCUUCCUGAGAUGUCUGGGGAAUCAAGAAUUACUUAUUAAUAAAUACAUGCAAGUAGUUGUAUUUUCAAUUUCAAAUGAUAGGCCAGAGUAAGAACAAAAAAGCUGAUGACAGUGAAAACAUCUGUUGUGAACACUAAUAUAUUUUCUAUACUAUUUUGCUUUGAACUUGAUGGCUUGUUGUGUAGGUUAAAAAAAAUAUAUGAAAACCUAAUGAAAUCAACUUUCCAUAAUUUCUUUUUCCAGCACUAUGUUAAUUCUUGUUAAAUUCCUGUUCCUCGCAAUGACACAAGCUUAGGGAAAUGCUGUCUCAGCAGAGGGACAUGCAAAACGUUACAGAGCCCCAAAUAUGCAGAAUGAAAAGCUCAAUGUCCAGAAAAAGCAAUUCUUUUUAAACCAGUAUUGUGCUUUGGAGCACAUUGGGGAAGCACUCCUUUGAAGUGAACACUUUCACCUAGAAAUGAUUGCUUGC